Molecule: messenger RNA, 2863 nt
Organism: Zootoca vivipara (common lizard)
Lineage: Eukaryota; Metazoa; Chordata; Lepidosauria; Squamata; Lacertidae
Product: matrix metalloproteinase-23-like
Biological process (GO): extracellular matrix organization; proteolysis; collagen catabolic process
Cellular component (GO): extracellular matrix
Molecular function (GO): metalloendopeptidase activity; zinc ion binding
Source: RefSeq, a predicted model, not a curated record
GACUGAAUCUAUCAAGAAAAGAACAAAUACAGUAGUGGCUGUCACCACACUGGCUGUGGCAAACUGUGGGGUGGUCCCAGCCUGGUGGUUGAGCAUCUGCUUGGCAUGCAGAAGGCCUCAGAGUCAACCCCCAACAUCUCAAGGGAGGGCUGGCAAAGAUUCCCCGUCCGCAACCACAGAGAGCCAUCGCCAGUCCGAGCAAACACUCCUGGGCUGGGUGGCAGCUUCCUGUGUAAUUUCAUACAUUCGUUGUGCCUUUGUGGUUGCGGUGCCUAGGAACUGGGAUGUUGGCGGUUCUCUGGAUUGUAGGGAAGAGAUGGGAGUCUGCAGCUGGAAGUUCCAGCAGGCGCCUGCUUUUGUUCCUGUGUAUUUUGGACAGAUGGAUCCAAUCUGGCGAGGCUGGGGGCUGGCUGUCUUGCGGCAGCAGCAGGGGCUCCUUUUUGCAAGGCUGGACAUCUUCAUGGGGUAGGCGGCAGCGAUGGGCGAAUCCUAGAGGCGCAGGACGUUGGCAGGAGUGGCCUCCAUGCAGAGUUCUGGACUUCCCUCAGCUCCGAGACCCCCUGUGUGCCCCAAAAUGUCAAAGUGGGGCUGGGCAGCAGCAGUAGCCGCUGGAGCAGCAGUUGUAUUUGUUCUGUUGCCUGCAGCUCCUUGGAUUCUGCAAGAUGUGGAGGCAGAGGGGGACGAAGCAGCCAAAUCUGUUGUGGCUUCUGCUACUUGGCAACCCAACAAAGGCUUGGCCAGAAGGAGGCGCUAUGCAAUCAACCCUCUAGGCUACAAAUGGGACCAUGUGAAUCUGACCUACAAGAUUGUACAGUUCCCCAGCACCCUCAACAAGGCAGACACCGAGCGAGCCAUAGCGAGCGCCUUUCGCAUGUGGAGUGAUGUUUCUCCCCUCAGCUUCCGGCGCUUGGCCCCUACCCAGCUGGCAGACAUUACUAUAGGUUUCUACACGUUCAACCACACCGACUGCUGGUUCUCCCCACUGCACCCUUGCUUCGAUGGGCUCAAUGGGGAACUGGCCCAUGCCUUCCUCCCUCCCCGCGGCGAGAUCCACUUUGACAAUCAUGAAUUCUGGAUUCUGGGACGCUCCCGCUUCAGCUGGAAGCAAGGCGUCUGGCUGAAUGACCUGGAGCAAGUAGCAGCUCACGAGAUUGGCCAUGCCCUGGGGCUCUGGCACUCCCGGGAUGCCCGCGCCCUCAUGCACCCCAAUGCCACCUACAGUAGGACAUGGCGCAUUGGCCAGGACGACGUCUGGGCCAUACAGCGGCUGUACGGCUGUGUGGAUGAGAAGAGGCAGUGCCAGCUGUGGGCCAAAAAGGGCUUCUGCACACACCAACGGCGAGCCUUCAUGAAGAAGCACUGCCCCAGGAUCUGUAAUGCCUGUUUUGAGCACCCCACGGCCACCACCGCCUCCUCCCUGCCUGUUCGGCCGUCGCGCGUUCACACCAGAUACAUCUCCAAGGGCAAAGUCAUCACCUUCCGCUGUGGAUUGAACUCUUCCAGGUUGCGCUUGCAAGCCAGCUGGUAUAAAGAUGGGGAGCCGCUCUCUCACUCGCUGCCAGGCUUCGAAUUGCUGCCCAGCCAGGACCUGCGAGUCGUCGCCACUGAGUUCAGCGAAGGGAGGUACGCCUGUUUGAUCCGCCGCGGCAGCAGGACUCUCCGGGUUAAUUCCUGGCAGAUAAAGCUCAAGCCCAGAAGUCAUUUGCCUCCCAAGAUGGGCGCGCAGGGGAGAGCAUGAACAGGAGCAACAUUGUGUGAGGUGUGUUUAUAGCCCUAGCUGGCUUGGCACUGCCCACUUGGACCAGGCAUGGCAUCUGCCACUGCAGCCUCUGGACUCGCCUGCUGUGUUGCCAGGUAUCUUGAUUUGGGAGGCCUUGUGGGGAGCUAACACUAACAUGUCCAGAGUUUGGUACAGAACCUGGAUGAUGUGUUAUUUGUCUUCUGAACCCACUGGGUUUUCAUCCAGUCACAUGCAGAGGCAAUAGGUUGAGUGUUUGUUGCCCGGGGCCUUCUGCAUGCAGAGCAGAUUCUCUACUACUGAGUCUCACAGCUCUUGCCACUUAAAAACAACAACUGUUUAAACCAACAUUAUUCCAAGACCUGCAGCAGGUGUGGGGAACUUGUGGUCCGCCUGAUGUUGUUGGGCUCCAAUUCCCAUCAGCCCCAGCCAGCUUGCCUAAUGGUCAGGGAAGAUGGGAAUUGGGAGUCCAACAACAUAUAGAAGGCCACUGCUUCUCCAUGUGUGUGCUGCUAUCCCUGAGAAAAAUUUCUUCAUGUGAGUACACAGAGCAAUCCCAAAGCCAUCUAGGCUCAUUUUGGAACCUUUCCCAAUAGCUGCUUCACUCACAAAUUCUUCAAAUCCUGUUAAUAGAUAAACCUCUGCAAAACCGGCCUGGCGAGUAUUUGUUAAAGCCAAAGCAGACCUAUUGAAAGAGCAUCUUUCUGUCUAUCAAUAGGUAUUUACCAUUUCAAAGGAAUGGACCAGACUAGCAAGGAAAGACAAUCAGAAAUAUGAUCACCUAUCUUGACAGACAGGAGACAAGCCACACUCUCAAAUUUCUGUUGUUUUUCUGCCUUUUUCUGUGAUGCUUGUAUGAUGCUUUUGGGUGGUCUUUAGCUAAGGGGCUGGGCAAUUUCUAAAGCCUUUAAAAGUUAUUACGCUCCUUUGUUCAGGUCCUCACAUCCUUGCAAGGGCGGAGGAGACUUUGUUGCAACAGAAAAUUAAAGAUCUUCCUUUUAAAAUUUCUACUGGUUCCUGCCUCCACUCAUCUUUCUCUGACAGACUUGGGGCACACUGAGUCCCUUGAUGGAAAGAAUAAUAAUAAUACCAAUACUAAUACUAAUAAUACUAAUAAUACUACUA